UGACCACUAAGUUUUUCCACAUCCUGUUGGAAAAAGUUAGUCGUUACACGCAUAGGCUACACCAUAGAUAUUUAUGGGCUACACGGCGGCGGUUUACUGAUUCAUAAAAUAACUUUUGCAGUUCAUUGAUCACAGACGUGUCUCACUGAGGAGUGUGUGUUGUCAUCAUGUCCUCUCAGUCUAACCCCACAUGUUUCAGCGGACUGUUUGUGUGUGUGCUCGCCCUCCUGUUCGUGGCCGUUUCGGGGGAGAAAGUAUCAGAGAGUCGCACCGGGAUGAUCCAGGAGCUCCGGGCAGCCCUGGCUGACCUGGCCGGCGAGGGAAGGACCUACCUGGGCAGACUGGCCGGGGAGCAGACGGUGCUGUCGGUACAGAAGGCUUUCUCUCAGGUUCUGAGUGUUGUUGCAGGGAGUUUUGCCAGUGGUCUUAACGUGCUCCUACAGUAUGUCUCACAUUUCCUGCAGGCAUCUGGAAUUCAAGUCGCCUUCCCUGUCAACAAAGUGACUCCAGAGGGGCUGAUCUUUUUUGCUCAGUGGUUUCUCGUGGCUCUCCUUAGCUACUGGCUGGUCUCCCUUGCCUUCUGUUUAGUUGCCUCCACUCUGAGGCGGGCCCUUUGGCUACUGAAACUGGGUGUGGCCUUGGCCUGUUUUGGACUCAUCCUGAGAGACCACAGCGUGGGCACAGAGACCAUGGCCAUCCGAUUGGCUGUCCUUGUGUGCGUCUGCGUCCUAUUGGGCGUCGGGACCUCGAAGGGCCCAGAUGCGUCUGAUAAAACUGCUCACCUGGAGGAGCAGGUGAAGAUCCUGGAGACGCGACUGCGAGAGAUGGAGAGGUGGACAAAGUUAGACUGAGCUACGCAUGAUGAAGCACUGUGGAACUUCAAGAGACAAACCUUUUUACACUUCACAUGUUUUCUUUGUGUUCAAAAAUAAAUGCAUUUCUCAUGA
Molecule: messenger RNA, 947 nt
Organism: Platichthys flesus (European flounder)
Lineage: Eukaryota; Metazoa; Chordata; Actinopteri; Pleuronectiformes; Pleuronectidae
Gene: tmem109
Product: transmembrane protein 109
Exons: 3
Coding region: 168-851 (227 amino acids)
Biological process (GO): cellular response to gamma radiation; intrinsic apoptotic signaling pathway in response to DNA damage by p53 class mediator
Source: RefSeq, a predicted model, not a curated record